Perca flavescens (yellow perch) is the source of this 1551-nucleotide messenger RNA. Its product is annotated as multidrug and toxin extrusion protein 1. The record is from RefSeq and is a predicted model, not a curated record. Lineage: Eukaryota; Metazoa; Chordata; Actinopteri; Perciformes; Percidae. Gene Ontology annotation, cellular component: membrane. Gene Ontology annotation, biological process: xenobiotic detoxification by transmembrane export across the plasma membrane. Gene Ontology annotation, molecular function: antiporter activity; xenobiotic transmembrane transporter activity. The transcript has 15 exons. Bases 1 to 1551 code for a protein of 516 amino acids.
AUGAUCAGUUUCGUCAGCACUGUGUUCUGUGGUCACCUGGGAAAAACUGAACUUGCAGCAGUGGCGUUGUCAAUUUCGGUGGUUAAUGUCACCGGUCUUUCCAUUGGCGCUGGUUUGUCGUUAACUUGUGAUACCCUCAUAUCUCAGACGUAUGGGAGCGGUAACUUGAAGCGUGUGGGUGUGAUUCUCCAGAGGGGGGUUCUGAUUCUGCUGCUGUCCUGUUUCCCCUGCUGGGCUAUCCUCAUCAACACUGAACCUCUCCUACUGGCUGUCAAACAGAGCCCAGAGGUUGCCAGUAUCGCCCAGCUGUAUGUGAAGAUCUUCAUGCCUGCUCUGCCGGCUGCCUUUAUGUACCAGCUGCAAGGGAGGUAUCUUCAAAACCAGGGAAUUAUAUGGCCUCAGGUUGUGACAGGAGUGAUUGCAAAUAUCCUCAACGCAAUCAUCAACUACGUCUUCCUCUACUGUCUGGAUUUGGGCGUUGCUGGAUCUGCUGCAGCCAAUGCUAUUUCAGAAUAUUUGCUGGCUGUUAUCUUAUUCGCGUACAUCUGCUGCAGGGGUCUGCACAAGGCCACAUGGGGAGGUUGGACACUGGACUGUCUGCAGGAGUGGGGACCCUUUGUCCGGCUGGCCAUCCCCAGUAUGCUCAUGCUUUGUCUGGAGUGGUGGCUAUUUGAAAUAGGUGGAUUCCUGGCCGGAGUGAUCAGUGAGACUGAGCUGGGAGCUCAUUCUAUAACUUAUGAGCUGAUGGCCUUAGCUUACAUGUUCCCACUUGGAUUUGCUGCUGCUGCCAGUGUACGGGUUGGGAAUGCUCUUGGUGCAGGAAACAUAGAGCAGGCCAAACUGUCUUCCAAAGUCCCCAUCAUUUGUGCAUUCAUAGUUGCAUGUUUUGUUGGAGCCAGCAUCAGCCUCGCCAGAAAUGUCAUUGGAUACAUCUUCACAUCAGAGCAAGACAUUUUACAGAGGGUUGCUGACGUCAUGGUCAUAUUGGGCUUAUUGCAUCUUGCUGAUGCUGUUGCGGGUGUCGCUGGAGGGGUUCUCAGAGGAGCAGGGAAACAGUUGAUUGGUGCUCUGUGUAACCUGGUGGGAUACUACUUCAUUGGUUUCCCUAUUGGUGUGUCCCUAAUGUUUGCAGCAAACAUGGGCAUUGUAGGACUAUGGACAGGACUUUGCAUUUGUGUGUUUAUGCAGUUGAUUUUCUAUGCUACAUUUGUGUGCAAGCUCGAUUGGAAGAAGGCUGCUGAAGAGGCUGUUGUGAGAGCAGGAGUCCAGAUCAAAGAAGAAAAUGAGAUGGUUGGGAUGGAAAAUACAGACUCAAAUCAGAACCAGUACCAGGUCAGCGCUACUGCAUCUAGUGGUGAGAUCGCUGAGGUGGACCACACAUAUCAGGAGGCGCAUAUUGCAGACCAGAAUAAAUCCACUACCACUACAGUGGGAAAUGUUUUGUCAGUAACACAGCUGGUUUUACGGCGUGGCCUCAUAUUGCUGCUCAUGGUCAUCAUCCUCAUCGCUGGAAUCAUCGCAGACAUCUUCCUCACCAGGCUGCUGAAAUGA